GUGGCUGCUCGGUACAUGGACAUCAAGGGGAAAAAGGGGCCUGUGGGGAUGCCCAAAGAGGCAACCUGUGACCGCUUCAUGUGCAUCCAGCAAGGCUCAGAGUGCGACAUCUGGGACGGGCAGCCUGUCUGCAAGUGCAAGGACAGAUGUGAGAAGGAGCCGAGCUUUACCUGCGCCUCUGACGGGCUCACCUACUACAACAAGUGCUACAUGGAUGCGGAGGCCUGCAUCAAAGGCAUUACACUGAACGUGGUCACCUGUAGGUACCAUCUCACCUGGCCAAACACCAGCCCCAUCCCCCCAGAAACAACGGCUCGCCCUACCACCGCCUACUCCGAGACAACAGUCGUCGAUAUCCUGCCACCUGCGCUGGUGAACAACCCUGUCCGUCAGUCCGUCUACGUGGGAGAGACCGUCAGCUUCCUCUGCGACGUCUCGGGGAGACCCAAGCCAGAAAUCACAUGGGAGAAGCAGGUCGAUGGGAAGGACAAAGUCAUCAUGAAGCCAAACCACGUCAGAGGGAACGUCGUGGUCACCAACAUCGCCCAGCUGGUCAUCUACAACACGCAGCUGCAGGAUGCAGGAAUCUAUACCUGCACUGCCCAGAACAGUGGUGGCCUCCUCCGGGCAGAUUUCCCUUUGUCAGUCAUCAGAGGAGAGCCCACAUCCAAGGAAGCUUCCCAGAACAAAACACAUUUCCCAACCGACGAGUGCCUGAAGCAGCCGGACAGUGAAGACUGUGGGGAAGAGCAGACCAGGUGGUACUACGAUGCCAAGAAAAACAACUGCUUUACUUUCAUCUAUGGGAACUGCAACAGCAACCUCAACCACUUUGAGACCUAUGAGAGCUGCAUGCUAACGUGCAUGAAUGGCCCCAUCAACAUCUGCAACCUGCCUGCCCUUCAAGGGCACUGCAAGGCCUACGAGCCCAGGUGGGCCUACAACAGCUUGACAAAGGAGUGCCAGUCCUUUAUCUACGGCGGGUGUGGAGGCAAUGAGAAUAACUUCGAGAGCCGGGAGGCCUGUGAGGAGAUGUGCCCCUUCCCAAAGAACACGCACUGCAAGGCCUGCAAACCCCGCCAGAAGCUGGUGACCAGCUUCUGCAAAAGCGACUUUGUCAUCCUGGGCCGCAUCACGGAGCUGACCGAAGACCAAGACUCUGGACACGCCCUGGUGACGGUGGAGGAGAUUCUCAAGGAUGAAAAAAUGGGAUUAAAAUUCCUGGGGAAGGAACCACUAGAAAUCACGCUUUUGAACAUGGACUGGAGCUGCCCAUGUCCCAACAUGACCACAGUGGAUGGCCAGCUGAUCAUCAUGGGGGAUGUCCACAAUGGCAUGGCCAUCCUACAGCCAGACAGCUUUGUGGGCACCUCCAGCAUCCGGCGUGUGCGCAAGCUCCGCGAAGUCAUCCACAAGAAAACCUGUGAGCUUUUGAAAGAGUUCCUGGGAUUGCAUUAACCUCCCUCACAUGCGUGAGCUGCCCUGAUCCGUGUGUUAGUAGGGCUAACAAGUGCUAGGCUAGUGCCAAACUAAACACACUGUUUGAAGAUACACUGUAGGAAUUAUGUGGAACCCCUAUUUUAAUCCAUUAAUGAUGCUUAGCAACAAAAUAGUUUGGUCUUUGGCAGGCAUGUAAACCAGCAGCAAAAGGCCAUUAAUCUUGCAUUGAAAUCAAUUUCUCCACAUAGGAGUGCCAUUUAACUAGGUGACUCACUUCAGCAAUUAUAAAACUUUUAUCUAGCUUCCAUCAUAAAUGACAGAAUUCAUAGCGUUUGUUUGGCUACACAGCUAAGAAAUAUAUAAUGCCAAUUUAAUCUGUCUCAGUUUCAGUCUGAUUCGUUGUUUUAAGUCACACGCUUGGCUUCUUACAGCAGCACUAAUAUUUCAAGAGAAAAGCCUAUAAAUUAUUGUCUCUAUUUACAAUUGUGCACAUUUAAC
Messenger RNA from Lonchura striata (white-rumped munia), 1938 nucleotides. The record is from RefSeq and is a predicted model, not a curated record. NCBI's taxonomy places the organism in Eukaryota, Metazoa, Chordata, Aves, Passeriformes, Estrildidae.